This is a messenger RNA of Habropoda laboriosa, 2392 nucleotides long. RefSeq names its product polyubiquitin-A-like (gene Ubi-p63E). The record is from RefSeq and is a predicted model, not a curated record. Gene Ontology annotation, cellular component: cytoplasm; nucleus. Gene Ontology annotation, biological process: modification-dependent protein catabolic process; protein ubiquitination. Gene Ontology annotation, molecular function: protein tag activity; ubiquitin protein ligase binding. Lineage: Eukaryota; Metazoa; Arthropoda; Insecta; Hymenoptera; Apidae.
UCUUCCGAGCAUUUCAAAGUGAUUUGUGAGGAAGAAUACAAGAUUUCUAAAAUUUUGUUGAAAAUUUUUGCUGCAUUGUAAGCUACUUCUAAAGGAGAUAAUCAUGCAGAUCUUUGUCAAGACAUUGACUGGCAAAACAAUAACCCUCGAGGUUGAAGCAUCCGAUACAAUUGAAAAUGUGAAGGCAAAAAUUCAGGACAAGGAGGGAAUUCCCCCAGAUCAGCAAAGAUUGAUUUUUGCUGGCAAACAACUUGAAGAUGGAAGAACACUCUCUGAUUACAACAUUCAAAAAGAGUCAACACUUCACCUUGUACUUCGAUUGAGAGGUGGAAUGCAAAUUUUCGUCAAGACCCUUACGGGAAAGACGAUCACUUUAGAAGUUGAAGCUUCAGAUACCAUCGAAAAUGUUAAAGCAAAAAUUCAAGAUAAGGAGGGUAUUCCACCAGACCAACAGAGAUUGAUUUUCGCUGGUAAGCAACUUGAAGAUGGACGCACACUCUCUGAUUACAAUAUUCAAAAAGAAUCAACUCUCCAUCUUGUACUUCGACUCCGAGGUGGAAUGCAAAUUUUCGUUAAAACUCUCACGGGAAAGACGAUCACUUUAGAAGUUGAAGCUUCUGAUACAAUUGAGAAUGUUAAAGCAAAAAUCCAAGAUAAGGAGGGUAUUCCACCAGACCAACAGAGAUUGAUCUUCGCUGGUAAGCAACUUGAAGAUGGACGCACACUCUCUGACUAUAACAUUCAGAAAGAAUCAACCCUUCAUCUUGUACUUCGACUUCGAGGUGGAAUGCAAAUUUUCGUCAAAACCCUUACGGGAAAAACUAUUACUUUAGAAGUUGAAGCUUCUGAUACGAUUGAGAAUGUGAAGGCAAAAAUUCAGGACAAGGAAGGUAUUCCACCUGAUCAACAGAGAUUGAUUUUCGCUGGAAAGCAGCUUGAAGACGGACGCACACUUGCAGACUAUAAUAUUCAGAAGGAAUCAACUCUCCAUCUUGUACUUCGACUCCGAGGUGGAAUGCAAAUUUUCGUUAAAACUCUCACGGGAAAGACAAUCACUUUAGAAGUUGAAGCUUCUGAUACAAUUGAGAAUGUGAAGGCAAAAAUUCAGGACAAGGAAGGUAUUCCACCUGAUCAACAGAGAUUGAUUUUCGCUGGUAAGCAGCUUGAAGACGGACGCACACUUGCAGACUAUAAUAUUCAGAAGGAAUCAACUCUUCAUCUUGUUCUGCGACUUCGAGGUGGUAUGCAAAUUUUCGUCAAGACCCUUACCGGAAAAACUAUUACUUUAGAAGUUGAGGCUUCAGAUACCAUUGAAAAUGUAAAGGCAAAAAUCCAAGAUAAGGAGGGUAUUCCACCAGACCAACAAAGAUUGAUUUUCGCUGGUAAGCAACUUGAAGAUGGACGCACACUUUCUGACUAUAAUAUUCAAAAGGAGUCAACUCUCCAUCUUGUACUUCGACUCCGAGGAGGAAUGCAAAUUUUCGUCAAAACCCUUACUGGGAAAACUAUUACUUGAUCAGAUACCAUCGAAAAUGUUAAAGCAAAAAUUCAAGAUAAGGAGGGUAUUCCACCAGACCAACAAAGAUUGAUUUUCGCUGGUAAGCAACUUGAAGAUGGACGCACACUUUCUGACUAUAAUAUUCAAAAGGAGUCAACUCUUCAUCUCGUUCUGCGACUCCGAGGAGGAAUGCAAAUUUUCGUCAAAACCCUUACUGGAAAAACUAUUACUUUAGAAGUUGAAGCUUCUGAUACGAUUGAGAAUGUGAAGGCAAAAAUUCAGGACAAGGAGGGCAUUCCACCAGACCAACAAAGAUUGAUUUUCGCUGGUAAGCAACUUGAAGAUGGACGCACACUUUCGGACUAUAACAUUCAAAAGGAGUCAACUCUUCAUCUCGUUCUGCGACUCCGAGGAGGAAUGCAAAUUUUCGUCAAAACCCUUACUGGAAAAACUAUUACUUUAGAAGUUGAAGCUUCUGAUACGAUUGAGAAUGUGAAGGCAAAAAUUCAGGACAAGGAGGGCAUUCCCCCAGAUCAGCAAAGAUUGAUUUUCGCUGGUAAGCAACUUGAAGAUGGACGCACACUUUCUGACUAUAAUAUUCAAAAGGAGUCAACUCUCCAUCUUGUACUUCGACUCCGAGGAGGAAUGCAAAUUUUCGUCAAAACCCUUACUGGAAAGACGAUCACUUUAGAAGUUGAAGCUUCAGAUACCAUUGAAAAUGUUAAAGCAAAAAUCCAAGAUAAGGAGGGCAUUCCCCCAGAUCAGCAAAGAUUGAUUUUCGCUGGUAAGCAGCUUGAAGACGGACGCACACUUGCAGACUAUAAUAUUCAGAAGGAAUCAACUCUCCAUCUUGUACUUCGAUUGAGAGGUGGAAUGUAAAUUUUUGUAAAAAUU